This is a messenger RNA of Lottia gigantea (owl limpet), 1620 nucleotides long. RefSeq lists its product as hypothetical. The record is from RefSeq and is a predicted model, not a curated record. NCBI's taxonomy places the organism in Eukaryota, Metazoa, Mollusca, Gastropoda, Lottiidae. Bases 1 to 1620 code for a protein of 539 amino acids. The transcript has 14 exons.
AUGGUAGUUAAUAAGUUAUAUUCCAUUGUAGAUGUUAAUACUUACUGUGUUAUAUUGAUAAUACAGGUAGUUAAUAAGUUAUAUUCCAUUGAAGAUGUUAAUACUUACUGUGUUAUAUUGAUAAUACAGGUAGUUAAUAAGUUAUAUUCCAUUAAAGAUGUUAAUAUUUACUGUGUUAUAUUGAUAGUACCAUCUAUUAAUGAGUUAUAUUCCAUUGAAGAUGUUAAUACUUACUGUGUUAUAUUGAUAAUACAGGUAGUUAAUAAGUUAUAUUCCAUUGUAGAUGUUAAUACUUACUGUGUUAUAUUGAUAAUACGGUCUAUUAAUAAGUUAUAUUCCAUUGAAGAUGUUAAUACUUACUGUGUUAUAUUGAUAAUACAGGUAGUUAAUAAGUUAUAUUCCAUUGUAGAUGUUAAUACUUACUGUGUUAUAUUGAUAAUACCGUCUAUUAAUGAGUUAUAUUCCAUAGAAGAUGUUAAUACUUACUGUGUUAUAUUGAUAAUACAGGUAGUUAAUAAGUUAUAUUCCAUUAAAGAUGUUAAUACUUACUGUGUUAUAUUGAUAAUACCGUCUAUUAAUGAGUUAUAUUCCAUUGAAGAUGUUAAUACUUACUGUGUUAUAUUGAUAAUACCGUCUAUUAAUGAGUUAUAUUCCAUUAAAGAUGUUAAUACUUACUGUGUUAUAUUGAUAAUACAGGUAGUUAAUAAGUUAUAUUCCAUUAAAGAUGUUAAUACUUACUGUGUUAUAUUGAUAAUACCGUCUAUUAGUAAGUUAUAUUCCAUUGAAGAUGUUAAUAUUUACUGUGUUAUAUUGAUAAUACCGUCUAUUAAUGAGUUAUAUUCCAUUAAAGAUGUUAAUAUUUACUGUGUUAUAUUGAUAAUACCGUCUAUUAAUGUUAAUACUUACUGUGUUAUAUUGAUAAUACAGGUAGUUAAUAAGUUAUAUUCCAUUGAAGAUGUUAAUAUUUACUGUGUUAUAUUGAUAAUACCGUCUAUUAAUGAGUUAUAUUCCAUUAAAGAUGUUAAUACUUACUGUGUUAUAUUGAUAAUACAGGUAGUUAAUAAGUUAUAUUCCAUUGAAGAUGUUAAUACUUACUGUGUUAUAUUGAUAAUACAGGUAGUUAAUAAGUUAUAUUCCAUUGUAGAUGUUAAUACUUAUUGUGUUAUAUUGAUAAUACCGUCUAUUAAUAAGUUAUAUUCCAUUGAAGAUGUUAAUAUUUACUGUGUUAUAUUGAUAAUACAGGUAGUUAAUAAGUUAUAUUCCAUUGAAGAUGUUAAUACUUACUGUGUUAUAUUGAUAAUACCGUCUAUUAAUGAGUUAUAUUCCAUUGAAGAUGUUAAUAUUUACUGUGUUAUAUUGAUAAUACAGGUAGUUAAUAAGCUAUAUUCCAUUGUAGAUGUUAAUAUUUACUGUGUUAUAUUGAUAAUACCGUCUAUUAAUAAGUUAUAUUCCAUUGAAGAUGUUAAUAUUUACUGUGUUAUAUUGAUAAUACAGGUAGUUAAUAAGUUAUAUUCCAUUAAAGAUGUUAAUACUUACUGUGUUAUAUUGAUAAUACCGUCUAUUAAUAAGUUAUAUUCCAUUAAAGAUGUUAAUAUUUUAUUAUAUAUGAUGUCAUGUUAA